GCAUCCCCAUGUUGUCAGUUUUGUAUUGUUUACAUCCGUGGUAAGUUGUGUUUGAAAAAUCGAAAAAAUCAAUAUUAUUAUUUCGCGUAAAUUACGUUGCUGUAUUUUGAUUACAUGUAGGAGAACACAGGAGACCGUGUUAAAAAUGCAGGCAUUACUGCUUCUCCUAGCUGCAGUGGGGACCGUGUAUCCAGCACCAGAAGAAAGGUCAGCGCCGAAAACUGAUACCUGUGGAUAUGAUAGUUGUCCCGCCACGCUACCCGAUACACUCAAUGUGCAUAUAGUUCCUCACACUCAUGAUGACGUGGGCUGGCUGAAAACGGUGGACCAGUAUUAUUAUGGCAGUAAAAACAGUAUUCAGAAGGCUGGUGUUCAGUAUAUUCUUGAUUCUGUCGUGAAAGAGUUAUGGGAAGAUCCAAAGAGAAGGUUCAUUUACGUAGAGACAGCCUUCUUCUGGAAGUGGUGGGUCCGUCAGAGCGCAGCUGUACAGUCCAAGGUGCACACCCUGGUGAGGCAGGGUCGGCUGCAGAUGGUGGGGGGGGCUUGGAGCAUGAACGACGAAGCCGCUUCUCAUUAUCAGAGCACUGUCGAUCAGUUCACUUACGGGUUGAAGAAACUCAACCAGACGUUUGGUCACUGCGGCCGGCCUCACGUGGGUUGGCAGAUAGACCCAUUCGGGCACUCGCGCGAGUUCGCCUCGCUGUUGGCUAUGAUGGGCUACGAUGGCCUCUUCCUAGGCCGCAUAGACUAUCAGGAUAAGAGGAAUAGGCUGCUUAAUAGGAAUAUGGAGAUGGUUUGGCGUGGAGAUGAUGUGUUGGGUAGAUCAUCAGACCUCUUCACAGGCGUACUACACAACACAUACUCCCCACCCGCCGGGUUCUGUUUCGACGUGCUCUGUGCAGACGAGCCGAUCAUAGACGACCCGGAUUCACCCAUGUAUAACGUCGAGUCCAAGGUUUCAAUAUUCUUAGACAAUGCGGUUAAGCAAGCUAAAUAUUAUAGAACUAAUAAUGUUAUAUUUACAAUGGGAGGUGAUUUUACAUAUCAAGACGCUAAUAUGUGGUAUACGAAUCUAGAUAAAUUGAUACAGUAUGGUAAUUUGAAAGCAGCGAAAGACAAAAUGAAUAUUACUCUGUUUUAUUCUACGCCUAAUUGUUAUUUGAAAGCAAUAAAGGAUGCUAACCCGACAUUACCCACAAAGAAAGACGAUUUCUUCCCGUACGCUAGCGAUUCUACUGCUUAUUGGACUGGGUAUUUCACUUCUAGGCCUACCACUAAGUAUUUUGAAAGAGAAGGGAAUAGUUAUUUACAGAUGGUGAAACAAUUGCAAGUGUUAGCGAACUUAGAAAAACAUAAUGAAUUUGUUUUAAAUGAACUGAGGAGUGCUAUGGGCGUGAUGCAGCAUCAUGACGCGAUCACGGGCACUGAGAAGCAGCACGUGACGCACGACUACGAGCGACUGCUCAACCAGGCCAUCGAUGACGCGCUUACUAUAGCUAAGCAGGCUUUUAACAAAGUGACACUAAACGACGAGUCGAAGCCCCCACUGCUUGCGUUCCAGAGAUGUCAUCUCAACGAGUCUAGUUGUCACGUGUCUGAGAAUAGCGACAGGUUUAUCGUGACUAUAUACAAUCCCCUGGGUUUUGCUGUGAGAGAACCAAUAAGAAUACCCGUCGGCAACGGACAAUUUGAAGUCUAUAGCUCUGAUGGCAAACUAAUCAAGAUCCAAAUGGUACCCAUAGCCCACAGAGUUAGAAACAUCCCCACUCGACGAUCAAAAGCAACACAAGAAAUAGUUUUCAUAACCGAUCUAAAACCUCUUUCGUACAAAUCUAUAUACAUAAAAAAAGUUAACCGAACGAAGAGAAGUGGCAACACUUAUGAUUUUUACUCGAAUAUUAAUAAUAAUUUUUGGGGACAUAUUAAAGAGCCGGUUUUCACUAAAAUUGAUGAUAAACAGACUUACAAAGACAUUGUAGAUGAUGUUACUAGUAUACCUUUUGCGCCGGUCCAUUCUGACGAUAUUUCGCUAAUAGAUGAUAGAGAAACAAAUUUGGAUAUUUUAAAAGAUGGUAAAAACGAUGCUGAGGUAUUAGAGCUAGAGAAAUUCCUUAAAGAUAACAGAAGGAAAGAUAAGGAUAAUGCAAGGAUAGUGGAUAGCUAUCCUAAUUUUAAUGAGGAUGAAAUGAGGAUGUUGGCAGACGAGCCGAGGACGGUUGAGAAGUUUGACGAUGAACUCGCUAUGGAGAAUCAGUUCUACAAUCUCCAAAUAAACACAGCUAGCGGUUUCAUCAACCAAGUCACUCUUCCCGAGCAAACAAAACUAAAUUUUUCUAUCAAUAUGUUCUAUUACUCGGCCACUUGUGGCGAUAACCAGGGGACUGAACGUCGGUCCUCUGGCGCUUACAUCUUCAGGCCCCUGUCCUACAACCCGGUUAAACUUGACACCCAAAGAACUGAGUUUGUCAACGGUGACCUUGUUACAGAAUUUCGCGUAAACUUGAGUCCUGGGGGCUAUGUCAAUACUAAAUUAUAUGAUGGUUUGAACUUUAUUGAAACAGAAUGGAUAGUAGGCCCUAUAAAUAUAGAUGAUUUAAUAGGCAAAGAGUAUGUUAUGAAGUACCAAACCAAUAUAGUUAAUAACGGAGAAUUUUAUACUGACUCAAAUGGCCGUCAGAUGUUGAAGAGAAAACUGAAUUUUAGACCGCAAUGGAAUGUUACAUUAGCAGAACCGAUCUCUGGGAAUUAUUAUCCGGUUACAAAUGAGAUUUAUAUAGAGGGUGAGAAUUUGAGACUGACGAUUUUACCCGACAGGUCAGAGGGAGGUUCGUCUUUAAUUGAGGGGGAAAUAGAACUUAUGUUACACAGAAGACUGUUGUGUGACGAUGCGUUUGGUGUAGGGGAGGCAUUGAACGAAACUGCUAAUGGGUAUGGGCUCGUAGUUAGAGGGAAACACAGAAUAAUUAUUGGUAAAGAUGAGAAUCUUAUCAAGAAGAAUGUCUUAGGCUUACACUUAGGUCCACAGCUACUCUUCUCAGAUGCAGAAAAUAUUAAAUUUGAUGACUGGUUGAAACUAAACAAUGAUUAUAGUUUUCUAAAUAAAGAACUGCCGUACGGAUUACAUUUGCUAACACUAGAACCUUGGGAUUCGAAAAUUUUGAUCAGAUUAGAGAAUUACUUGGAUAAUUCUGAAGUUAUAGAGGUUGACCUUAAAAAUCUUUUCAAAAAUAUUACGAUUAAAUGUUUGAGAGAAACGAUGUUAGCUGCUAAUAUGUUCGUAGAUGAAUAUGAUCAGUGGGUGUGGAAUAAAGAGCCAAAAGUCAAAAAUUUCGAUAAGUCCAAAAGUUCGGAUUUGAAAGUCAAAUUGAGGUCUAAACAGAUUCGAACGUUUAUUGCAACGGUUGAGGACAGGAAGAAUAGCAAAAAGUUUUUAAUUGUAGAAUUGAGGAGACGGAAUAAAAAGAAUUGAGUCAUGAGUCCAAAUUUGUCUCAUGGAAGCGGGUGAGUUAUACUUGUCUGUACAUCAGCGUAGUGUUUGUACAGGAAUGAAUUUUAUUCAGUGCAAAAACUUUGCCAACUUAUAGUUAAAUAAGUUUUAUAGAUACGUGUAUUUUUAUUUUGUCGUGUCUUAGUACAAAAAAGAAUAGUUAUUGAUAGCGAAAGAUGUUUAUUUUGUAACCGAUUGUACGGUCACAGUCGUCAUAGUAGGCACGGCGGCAACGCGAAACCGUUUACUGACGCGAGCGCUGCUCCAAGCGAGUUAGAAUAGUUGGUAUCCAUAUUUUGCUGAUUUUAGGGCGGAUAAAAAAAUACUGAUGAUGCAGAUAUGUUUUGUUAAUGAUUCUGGACCACCAGUUUUUUUUUUACACUGCUUAAAAUUCAUUCCUGUGUGACUCGGCCACUACUGAGCGCGAGCUUACCCGUUUCGUGAGAUAAUACAUUUUUAGAACGAAAAAUAGAAAUGUUUCUUUUGUAUGAUCAAAACUUAAAAAAAAUGGCUCAUAUUUUGGCUAAGAACAGUUCUAUCGGGCUACAAAAAUGCAAAAUAAUUAACAUCUGUCUAGCCUUUUCUCAACUAUGUUGGGGUCGGCUUCCAGUCUAACCGGAUGCAGCUGAGUACCAGUGUGCCACAAGGAGCGACUGCCCUAUCUGACCUCCUCAACCCAGUUACCCGGGCAACCCGAUACCCCUUGGUAAGACUGGUUGUCAGACUUACUGGCUUUUGAGUUAUUGUAAAAUGUUACAUAAUUGAAAUAAUUGAAUAUUUCGCACACCUAGAUCUAAAGAGGGGUAACUCAAAAACACGUUUUUUCUUAAAAAAAAAAAAAAAAAAUCUUAUUUCUUUUUCGCUAUGUAUUGUAGAAGUGUUCUGUAUAGAAUAAUGUUUUUUUAUACCUCUAACAUAUUCUCUUCAUAUUUAAAAAUGAAUGCCACUUUUCGUUUUAAUUUUAUAACUCAAGAACGGUCUCACCUAUCCAAACCAAAUGUUUAGGCUUUGUUCGGACUAUUUAGUAGAUGGUUUAUGUGAAGUUUGCACAAAAUCGGUCGAGCGGUUCUCCAUUUAUAUGCCAUUAUUAUCGUCCCACUGCUGGGCUGCGGCCUCCUCUCACACGGAGAAGGAUUGAGCAUUAAUCACCACGCUUGCUCAAUGCAGGUUGCUGAUUUCAGACUUUAUAGUCCAGGUUUCCUCAAGAUGUUUUCCUUCACCUUUUUAUCAGCCAUUGGUAUCCAAGAUAUACUUAGAAGGUACAUACAAUCAUAAAAUAGUUGCAUUGGUACUUGCCUGACCUGGAAUCGAACCCACACCCUCAUACUCGAGAGGUUGGUUCUUUACCCACUAGGCCACUAGUAUUUUUUAAUCUGUUUUCUUGGUAGGUAUUCGUACAUAUAAGGGAUUUGAUGGUACCUAUGCAAUCAAAAAAUCUAGAUUUCUGAUCUUAACCCCUUUUAGAUCCAGGUGUGCGUUUUAAUAUUAGGAUGCAUAGUUAUAUUUUCUAUAAUAAUUGUUUAUAUAAAUAGUUUUUAAAGUUCAUAUGUUAUGUUGUGAUCGAAAUAUGGUGAACCAAAUAAAUGAUUUUGUAUUUUUUAUUUUGUAAUGUA
Molecule: messenger RNA, 5100 nt
Organism: Helicoverpa armigera (cotton bollworm)
Lineage: Eukaryota; Metazoa; Arthropoda; Insecta; Lepidoptera; Noctuidae
Product: lysosomal alpha-mannosidase
Exons: 16
Coding region: 146-3469 (1107 amino acids)
Biological process (GO): mannose metabolic process
Cellular component (GO): lysosome
Molecular function (GO): alpha-mannosidase activity; carbohydrate binding
Source: RefSeq, a predicted model, not a curated record